This is a messenger RNA of Didymodactylos carnosus, 2454 nucleotides long. The record is from the annotation of a GenBank genome assembly. NCBI's taxonomy places the organism in Eukaryota, Metazoa, Rotifera, Eurotatoria, Philodinida, Philodinidae.
AUGGCUGAGACAAGUAUUUUACACGUAAAAGAUGAAGUACAUGCAAUCAGGAAACAUGUUAAAUCUAUUACAGGUACUGCAGGAGCAUUAACAAAACUGGUGUUGUUUGAAAAACUAGUUGUAAGCAAUGUUACUGAAUCCGAACAUAUAAGGCAAGCGCUGCAAGCUGGCAUAAAAUAUUUCUUGGAUGUUGAUAACCGUCAUGAGAAAUCAAAUCCGGUGCAAGUCUCUGGUUAUCUUUACAACCGUGCUGAACGUCAAAAACUUCGAUCUGAUAGCAGUAUCAUGGUGAAGAAACGUAAUCGAAAAAUAGCAGGUCAUAUCUUGCCAGAUUUUGAUUUUGAAGCUUAUGCAUUGGAUGUAUUUAUUGAGUUAAUGAAUAUCUAUAGAAUUAACACAGAUGUAUUGAAAGAUUCAAUAUGUAAUCAACCGUUAGAGGAAUUUGUGAAUACAGGUAUUUCUGUCGAAAUAGAAAAGCUUUGAAGUCAUUUUUGUUGAUAUAUCUAGCAAACUGUAUCUAAUUCUUUUUAGAAAAGAGUCGUUCCCUGUUUUACAUAACAUAUGACAAGAAAUUUAUAAUUAAAUCUUAUCAUCUACAUUACGAUUUCUUUUUGGCGCAAAAUUUCCAUUUUACUAAAUUGCAGCAAUUAUCUAUAGCAGCGCUGCUGUUGCAUUUGGUCUAUCGAUUGUAAUUUAUUUUCUUAUUCCGCUUCUAAUAAUGAACUGCAUAUUUGUAAUAACGAGAUGCGAUAGUCAAAAGGAGCAGCUAGUUGGCUGUCAACAAUGCCGCUGAACUUGGAUACCGGAAUUUUAACACAUUUCAACGACAUCAUGAAAAUUUUAAUUCAUCAGCUAGUUCAAUGUUACGGCAGUCAUUAUUUUUCACCGUCACAAUGCGGUUCUUGGUUGCUCCUGGGCUUCGUAAUGUUUAUAAUAGUGUUGAUCAACAGUGCUUAUACAACACUAGUCGUUGUCAUGUAAUCGAAUUGUACGAGCCCUUAUUUAGCAUCACACUCUGCUCCUCAUGUCAGGAAGAAUAUAUAUACAUAACUUGUCGUGAAGAAUUACGAAUUAUAAGAAGUUUCUUGUUGAUGACUAUUGCAUUUUAUGCCCUAUUUAAUAAUAACUCAUUUCUUGAUAUGGAGAGAAUACAUCGCGUUCGCCGUCGUAACCCGUAUGAUGUGCAUUCACGUUGACCUUCUUCAGCAAGUCAGGUGCAAUUAACUCUGUAGACGAUCUUGGAGCAGGUACUCUCGAGUGAUUUUUCUUGGACAGAUUAUCUAAGUUCGGAUUUCUAAUUAUGAUUCCAUGUAGUACUCGUGGUGUAUUAGAUUUGAAUUCUUUCGCGCUGAUCACGAAUAUCUAAGUCAGCCCUACCCGUGGACAUUUUCUUCCAUCUUUUCUUGAUGAACAAGCGGAACAACUUUCAACCACCGAAGCAAAUGAAUCUAGACUUGUUACCAAAUGUCGGUGACGAUCAUUAAAAUCGGUCUUAGACGUUAGUCAUAGUCAUUUUCCGAUUACUCAUACGCGAUCAACUAUUUCAUAUUAUAUUUUACUCUUAUCAACUGAAAUGAUCCUUAGGAAUCGCACACUUCACCUCAUCAGUUUUCUAUUUAAAGGAUAACUCAGGAACUUAUACACACCAAAAACAUUUUCUGAACACUUUCAAUAGCUCUAAACCCAUCUCAGCAACAUGUCAUAAUCUAUCACCUCUUCCAUAUUAUCUUCAUCCAAUAUUGUUGAAGGAUGAUAUUGACAAUACUUCAGUCUUUAAUUUUAUCAUCUCAUUUUUUAAUACAAAAGACUGAUCUUCAUGAUAUACCAAGUAUUGCUUGCUGGUCAAUCUCUUACAUUCCAGAGAGAUUUAGAUCGAUCACUCUUUUCUUUCUCAGCGAAAUCAAUAAGAGAAAAUGCGAACUUUUUGAGCCUUUUCUCCUGAAAUUGUUUGAUCUUCAUUGCAGUUUUUUCUUCCAUACUGCUUUUCUUUGUUUAUACCAAUGGACACCUAGUACUGAAAAACGGAUGUGAAGAAAAUAAUAGAAGGCUCAGCCUAUUUGCUUCUCUAAAAAUUGAAUCGUGUGUUCUUACGAGGGAAGGUCUCCAAGUGUUACUCUCACUUUUCAAUGGAACAUACCCUAGUUUGUAGAGCUCAACGAGCUGAUUACAAUGGCACAAAGCCUUUUGCCCCAUGGCUCUUGAAGACCCGGUUUUCUGGAAAACCAGUGUUUCAGGAACUCUAAAAAAUAACCAAUACCUUUCUUAAUGAGGCAUAAUGGUAGCGCGCACAUUUCUAAUUAAAAUGAGACAUCUCUCAGCUCUAUAUGACCUUUCGUUACAAAGUUCUAGAAUUUACAAGAAAAGUCCUAAAUGAAUUCCUUAUUUCUGUAGCUUUGAGCUGACAAUGAACAUUUAGGGCUUUUAUUGUAAAUUCUAGAACUUUGUAACGAAAGG